GUACAUUGAAAAUCCCGAUGACUUGUACUUAAAACGUUUUCAAAGGGCUUUAUGAUAUAGUGAAAUAGUUUCUGUUGGAUAUGUAUAAUAAAAUAGUAAAUUCUCUUUUCAAGCGAUGCCAUACUAUAUACAAUCAAAACUUGGGAUUAAAGAAACUACAAAAUUGUGCGUUCAAUACUUUUGGUGUGGAUUUAAAGAUGCUUUUGCUUGGCCUUCAAGUCUGAUCACUAUAUACGGGUCAGAAACGAUCCGAAAUCGCACACGAAAUUGUUUUAUUUUAAAUGGACUUAUCUUUUUAGGCAGCAUAUUUUUUUUUAACCACAUUACAAUACCUACUUUACACUUCUUUUUUGGAAAAACUUUUUUUAUCUCGUUAAACCAAAGAAACAACAGCGGCGAUGUUAUACAUUCACCAUUUCUAACAAAUAUAUUAGAUACUAUUAUAGCAUUAACAUAUCAACUUUUUUGGGUAUAUCCGAUUUUUCUACUUAGUUUCGUGUUAAACGCUGUAUGGUAUCAAGAAAUAGCGGAUCGUGCUUAUCAACUACAAUUCGGACAACCAGUAAAUUCACAUUUUACAUAUAAUCGAAUGCUUCGGCUUAUGGCUGAUGAAAUAUAUCGAGCGAUUUUAUUUAUGAAUUAUUUGGUUUUUGCUACAAUAAUACAUAUUAUACCUUUUAUUGGACCAAUUAUUUCUUUCAUAUCCUUUUGCUGGAUCUACGCUUAUUAUAGCUUUGAAUACAAAUGGAUAAAUAAGGGGUGGAAGUUGGAAAAACGAAUCGAAUAUUUUGAAGAAAGGUGGGCUUACUUUGCUGGAUUCGGGUUCACUUUUACGGUGAUAACAUUUUUUGUUGAUCAAUUUUUAAGUGCAGGCGUAUUUGCACUCUUUUUUCCACUUUACAUAAUCAUGGCUAACAAUGCACUUCCAAUGCCGAGACAAAAUGAACGAACGCGAUUUUCGUCAUUCAUUCCUUAUAGAUUACCAGUGUUUUGGAAAAAAAGAAUAAAAACAUUAAUGAAUAGGGAAUAUCUUUUAUCAUUAGACUUUUAUCAAUUUGUAUUAAAAUUAAUAUAUAAUUUGUGACUUUACAUUAGUCAAACUACAAUGAUGAGAAAAAAAAGAUAGUUUAGAUUAGAUUAAUAAUGAUAAAGUGAAUAAAACAUUUCGAAUUUUUUCUCUUACUUGAGAUAAAUAUGAUUCAG
Messenger RNA from Rhizophagus irregularis DAOM 181602=DAOM 197198, 1203 nucleotides. NCBI's taxonomy places the organism in Eukaryota, Fungi, Glomeromycota, Glomeromycetes, Glomerales, Glomeraceae. The record is from RefSeq and is a predicted model, not a curated record.